Messenger RNA from Fusarium coffeatum, 1404 nucleotides. RefSeq lists its product as uncharacterized. The coding region runs from base 1 to 1404 and encodes 467 amino acids. The transcript has 4 exons. NCBI's taxonomy places the organism in Eukaryota, Fungi, Ascomycota, Sordariomycetes, Hypocreales, Nectriaceae. The record is from RefSeq and is a predicted model, not a curated record.
AUGUUGCUUCGCAAGCUUGGGCAAGCCUUAGCUGCGACAGCAGCUCUCUUCCCCGUCGCUUUCGCUAAAGACAAAGAUUCUCCCAGUCAAUCCACCUUUGUUUCCCCAGAUGGCGACGUAGCAUUCGCCAUUGAUAUCGGCGAGAACAUCGACACCGAAGUAUACUUCAGCCUUCGUGUUAAGAAAAGUCGAUCAUGGGGUGCUGUCGGUCUCGGAAGCGAUGAUAUGCCUGGCGCCCUGUUUCUCAUGAUAUACAAACACCCGCAAUCCGGCAAUGUUACCUUCUCCCCGCGAAUCGCCUACGGUCACUAUGAACCAUAUUUCUAUGAAGACUUGGAUGCCGAAAUACUUAACACGACCGGAGUCUACGACGAUCAUAUGAUGGUGACAGCGCGCUGCAAGCAUGGAUGUCGCAGCUGGCCAUCGCAUGGUGGAGGUAGAGGAUAUCUAGAUACUUCAUCAGACGACAGCAAAGCCAUCUAUGCUUUUGGGCCCAAGGAAGACUUUUACAGCGACAAUAAGGAUGCGCCUCUAAAGUACCACGCAGGAUAUGGUAGCUUCUCUAUCGAUAUAAAAAGAACAACUGGCAAGUCUGAUAUGCCACAUCUCAGCGAUUCGACAAAGAAUGUCGGAUCCAAGCUGAUAUAUGCCCAGAAGGCCAAGCCUAACUGGGCGUCGCCGCUUCACGGAGUCUUCAUGGUCUUGUCAAUUGUAUUCCUCAUGCCGGUCGGUGUUGUCCUACUGAGAUCUGGCGGUUGGGUCAAGUGGCAUGCUCUCAACCAGACCAUUGCGACUCUGGGCGUUUUUGCUGGUUUUGGUAUUGGUGUUGCAAACAGUUUCUACUAUCAAAGGUCGCGAAGUUUUGAUGACCCUCAUCAGAUAGUCGGAUUCGUUGUCACUGGUUUGCUACUAGGACAAUUCGGUCUGGGAGUGAUGCAUCAUACUCAGUACAAAAAGACUCAGACGCCUACCCGGUAUGGAAAGAUCCAUCUUUGGGUCGGCCGCAUCAUCUUGUUCUUGGGUACAUUGAAUGCAUUCAUGGGCUUUACAUUCGCUCUAAACCGAAGAUUUGGCAUGCUUCUUGCUCUUCUCAUCAUCUUCAUCUGCGUAACAAGCCUCAUCUUGAUUUACGGCCGUCGAUAUCUGGACAAGCGCCGUCUUGGUCCCCGAGGUCCUGGUCUGGCUGGUCCUCAGCAAUACGCACAACCUCCGUGGAGACAGCCUCCUCCUCAGAAUAUGGCCUAUCCAUCCGGCCCUCCUCCAGGAUACCAACCACCAGCAUACCAAGGCGGGUAUGGUGAGCCCUCGCCCACGUUGCGAUCGCCGUCGCCGUGGCAGUCACGCAAAGACGAUGAUGCAGACUUGGAUCUAGGACGUGAGCAGAGACCAAGGGAGUUUAACUAA